AUGGUCGAUAAACUCGCAGUACAAGACUCUCGAGUCCAAUAUAAGUCGGCUGAUGUAAAUGGUCGAACUUACUCUUAUAUUCUUGCCGAACCUCAAAAUGGUGCUGAACCUGUUGGCACCAUCUUUCUUAUUCAUGGGUUCCCUGAUUUGGCAUUCGGCUGGAGAUACCAAGUCCCCUUCCUCCAAGACCUCAACUACCGCGUCGUAGUCCCCAACAUGCAAGGUUACGCUAGUUCAUCCUCUCCCCAAGAAGUCAGCGCCUACACCUACAAAACGGCCGCAGAUGAUGUUGCCGCCCUCGCCAAAGUCAUUGGAGCCACAUCCAUUAUCCUCGGAGGUCACGAUUGGGGUGGAGCAACCGUCUACCGCAUUGCUAUCCACUACCCCAAACUCAUCUCUGCCGUCUUCAGCAUCUGCACUCCUUUCUUCCCUCCCCAACAAGAAUAUAGAUCCCUAACUGUCCUCCCCAAUUUCAAAUACCAACUGCAAUUCCAAGGACCCGAUGUCGAGAGGGAAAUUGUCGGAAAGGAUAAAUUGAGAUCAAUGUUAAAUGCAUUAUACGGAGGACGCACCGCAGAUGGCGAACUCGGCUUCUCCGUCGCGGAAGGAGUACUCUUUUCCAAUCUGGAAAAACUCGGUCACACACCUCUCUUAUCCAAGGAAGAAUUAGACUUCUACGCGGAACAAUAUGCUAUCAACGGAAUCCGGGGUCCAUUAAAUUGGUAUCGUACGGGGGAGUUGAAUUUCGAAGAUGAGAGGGAAUUAGCGCCGUUGUUUCAUGAGAAGGGUCUCAAGGUGGAUAUUCCUACUAUGUUUGUUGCGGGUUCGAGAGAUGCCGCUUUACCUCCUGCUAUGGGUGAGGGAAUGGAGAAGUGGUUUGGAGAGGGGAAGUUGAAGAAGAAGGAGGUGGACACUAGUCAUUGGGCUUUGUGGGAGAAACCGGAGGAGGUUAAUGGGUAUAUUGCGGAGUUUUUGCAGGAGACUUUUGGGGGGAAGAGUCAUCUUUAG
Messenger RNA from Sclerotinia sclerotiorum 1980 UF-70, 1008 nucleotides. RefSeq lists its product as hypothetical. The record is from RefSeq and is a predicted model, not a curated record. The transcript is spliced from 2 exons. Gene Ontology annotation, molecular function: hydrolase activity. NCBI's taxonomy places the organism in Eukaryota, Fungi, Ascomycota, Leotiomycetes, Helotiales, Sclerotiniaceae. Bases 1 to 1008 code for a protein of 335 amino acids.